This is a messenger RNA of Scleropages formosus (Asian bonytongue), 3048 nucleotides long. RefSeq names its product cadherin 5 (gene cdh5). Gene Ontology annotation, biological process: cell-cell adhesion mediated by cadherin; homophilic cell-cell adhesion; multicellular organism development. The record is from RefSeq and is a predicted model, not a curated record. The coding region runs from base 458 to 2725 and encodes 755 amino acids. NCBI's taxonomy places the organism in Eukaryota, Metazoa, Chordata, Actinopteri, Osteoglossiformes, Osteoglossidae. The transcript has 12 exons. Gene Ontology annotation, molecular function: protein phosphatase binding; cadherin binding; calcium ion binding. Gene Ontology annotation, cellular component: plasma membrane; catenin complex; adherens junction.
CGGGUCGCGCUCUUGCUACAUUGCGGGGUUGCCUCGGCGGGCUUGGACCACAUUCUAAAACUAAAUUUUUCUCUUCUUUUUUCCAACCUUCCACUGCAAUGGCUUCCCGUGGCUCUGGCUCUUCAUCAGGCAAUUAGACAGCAUUUAUCUGACUUCCUCCCCUCCCGUCAGAGAGCUGGACUACGCCGCUGGGAAGGACAAUAACAGGAAGCCCCACUGGGAGGACUGGGGAGGGGGACGCUGGGCUGAUCUGUCACCUUCAGGGCAGCUUUAGAACUUCUGACUCCAGCGGUAUCAGCUCACACAGGUUCAGAGCUGUGCGGUGCGGAGCCCCCACCCCCCCCACACCGCACACACAGACAUACACACCUCCGCAUAAAGGAUUUAUUUGUGCUUUUGCAGAGCACUGUGGAUUGAUACCCAGCAGAGCAGACCUGAACAUAUCCCACAACAGAGCAUGAGGUCAUCUGCUGGGAGGCAGAUGAUGGGAUUGGCCAGGUUGCUGGUGCUCAGCGUGCUGACCUUCACCCUCUGCAUGGCUGGCGCAGACCUGCGCAGAAAGAAGAGGGAUUGGGAGUGGAAGUUCUUCUUUGUGACCGAGGAGGCAGACUUCCCACAAAAGAUUGGGAAGCUGUCAUCAAACAAGUCAAAUGCGAACACUAUAUAUGUGAUCGAGGGAGAGGGGGCAAACACAAUCUUUGAAGUUAACCAGCAUGGAGAUUUAAACGUCAAUAAGAAGCUAGAUCGUGAGACCAAAAGCGAAUACAAGCUGAAAGCUCAACUUAUUGACAAGACGACAAAGGAGGUGGUAGAUGGCCAGGAGGAUUUUGUUAUCAGGGUCAACGACAUCAAUGACAACUUCCCCGUGUUUCCAACAAUCUACAAGGGCUCUGUCGAUGAGAGAUCUCCAAAAGGAACCAAAGUGCUGACUGUGACAGCCACCGAUGCUGAUGAUCCAACCACUGGGAACGGGAAGGUUGGCUAUAUGCUGAAGAAUGGCACCGAUCUGUUUGAUAUAGACCCUCAAGGGGUCAUCAGAACCAAAGUGGAUGCCCUAGACCGUGAGAAGCAGAACAUGUACCUGAUUGUGGUCGAAGCAAAGGACAUGCCUGGUUUUCAAGCAGGGAACAUCGCAAACACCACGGUCACCAUCAAUGUGGCCGACAUCAAUGACAACAUGGCCGUCUUUAAGACAAGACACUUCACUUUUGAUGUCAAAGAGGACCAACAGAAGGACUUUGAAAUUGGUGUCAUGGAAAUAGAGGACAAAGAUGAGGAGCAGAACAAGGAUCCAUCUUUCACCAUGGAUUCUGGUGUUUCCCGUAUUUUUGAGGUUGUGACAAACCAGAGGAAGGAUGGUGUGCUCAUUCUGAAAGAGGCUCUGGAUUAUGAAACCAAGAGCAAGCACACAUUCGUCGUGUACAUGCGGGAAGACACUCUCCGGAGUCCCGCUGACAACCAGGGCGAGGCCUCACGCACUCAGGUUGAGGUGGUCGUCAACGUGCUGGAUGUUAACGAGCCCCCAGUUUUCACCCAGCAGAUGUAUAACUUCUCACUCCGCGAAGAUGCCAGAAUUGGCACCAGGGUCGGAAAAGUGAGCGCCAGAGACCCUGACACAGCCCAAUAUGACAUACGAUACAUGAUAAAUGACCGAAACUGCCCAGUGGUGAUCGACUGGAAAACCGGAGACAUGAAGUUACAGAAGGAGCUAGACAGGGAGCAUGUCCGGUCACACCCGUUCCAUGUGAUCGCGGAGGAAAUUACACCAGAAGGUCUGGGUCUGAAAUCCCACGUGAUUGUCAACCUGGAGGUUCUAGAUGUGAAUGACAACCGCCCGGAGCUCUUUAUAUAUAAGGAUCUCUUUGUUUGUGAGAAUGAUAGACCUGGCACGAUGAUCGGAAUGGUGAGUGCGACAGACAGAGACGACCACAAACAUGCCUUCAGUUUCUCCUUGGCACAGCCAAGCGCCAACUUUUCACUCGUCGAUAACAAGGACAACACGGCCAACAUCUCAGUGCUGCAAGGAGGCUUCGAGGCUGAUGGUCUCCAUCAUUACAUGCUGAUGGUGAUGGUGGUGGAUGGCGGUAGCCCCCAGCUGAGCAGUAAUACCACAGUCUUCAUUCCGGUGUGCAAGUGUGGUGAAAACCGCGAGUCUCGAUACUGCAGACCAGCAAAGGUCGGGGCCAGCGUCAGCUUCCAUGCACUCAUUGCCAUCAUCCUGUGCAUCCUCACCAUCCUCGUCAUUGUGAUCCUCAUCGUGUUGAGGAAACGUUACCAGAAGGAGGCGCUGGUCACCCUGGGUAAGAACUCUGGGGAGAUUCACGAGCAGCUGGUGACCUACGACGAGGAAGGCGGGGGUGAAAUGGACACCAAUGGCUACGACGUCUCAGUGCUGACAUCGGCUCGCAACGACGGGAGUUUCGUGCCCAUACCUGCCAUGUAUGCAGUAGUGAAGAAACCGACGGCAGCACGUGGAGACAUGGCGGCUAUGAUCGAUGUCAAGAAGGACGAAGCAGACCACGACCGGGAUGGCUAUCCCUACGACACCCUGCACAUUUAUGGAUACGAGGGGCCCGAAUCACUGGCCGGCAGCCUCAGCUCCCUGGAGACCUCGUCUGACGAUUCAAACCUGGACUACGACUUCCUCAACGACUGGGGCCCUCGCUUCAAGACUCUGGCCCAGCUGUACGGAGUGGACAGCCUGGACGACGGGUAUCUGUACUGAGGACUACGCUCCUGCCCACAAAGGCCUUUUCCAGUGCGUUCAAGUGUUUGAUCACACCUGAGUGAAACUUCUUGAUUUCUGUCACAAACACAGGUGAACGUGGGAGCCGAUAUGGUCUGCUGCAGUGUGCCAAGACGUGGUCAGUCCUCACACUGGCACCAACACUGUGUUUUCCUUUGUUCAUUUUGAUAUAACAUUCUUUUUGGGGUCGACUUCAUUUUACUGGGCACAAUUUUUGAGAAACGAUCUCAAAUGAAGUGAAAAUUGUGAUCUGUUUGUAGCAAUUAGCUUUAACGAUAUGUUUGGUGCAAAUCGAUAGCAAU